This is a messenger RNA of Arabidopsis lyrata subsp. lyrata, 1301 nucleotides long. RefSeq lists its product as uncharacterized. The transcript is spliced from 2 exons. The record is from RefSeq and is a predicted model, not a curated record. The coding region runs from base 353 to 877 and encodes 174 amino acids. NCBI's taxonomy places the organism in Eukaryota, Viridiplantae, Streptophyta, Magnoliopsida, Brassicales, Brassicaceae.
AAUCACGAUCCAAUUCUAAAAACCCAAACCCAUGUCUCUCUAUGAUCCCAUGUGGUCCGGUCCACCUACUUUUCCAAUAACUCGUUAAAUGUUAGAACAUGGCUUAAAACGAAACCACAUUUAACUAAAAAUUUAAUUGGUGGAUAUUAUCCGACGUGGCUUUCAUUCAUUGGUUACUCUAACCAUGGCCUGAGAAGCAGAAGAUCACUGCCCUCAUUCCAAAUUCCGCCUUCAAUAAUUUUGAUCCACUCUGUUUCAAGCUGUCAUAAAAAUGUCGUCUUCUUCUUCUUCCUCGCUUAAACCCAUUAAUUCAUAGCCAGCAACGAGAUCUGGCAAAUUCUACCAUUCUACUAUGCUUCGUAUAGCUCAAAUCGCGCUUCUUUGUUUCGUUCUCGCCGCCAGGAUCUCGAUCUCAGCCGAGAACGAAUCUAUAGACGAGAUUCUUCUAGCGAACGGAUUGCCUUUGGGGAUAUUUCCGAAAGGUGUGAAAGGAUUCAGCGUUAAUGGCGAAACGGGACGGUUCUCGGUUUAUUUGAACCAGUCAUGCCAGGCUAAGUAUGAGACAGAGCUGCAUUACGACGAGAUUGUUUCGGGAACGAUAGGUUAUGCUCAAAUCGGGGAUUUGUCGGGAAUCUCAGCGCAAGAGCUGUUCUUGUGGUUUCCGGUUAAAGGAAUCCGAGUCGACGUGCCGAGCUCUGGUCUUAUAUUCUUCGACGUUGGUGUUCUUCGCAAGCAAUACUCUUUGUCUUUGUUCGAGACACCGAGAGAUUGUGUUGCGGUUCGUAGCGAUGCUGAGUUUAUUGGUGAAAACAAGGUUCAGUCUUCGAUGUUGCCAUUGUAUCAAGUAGAUCAAACUCUUGGAAGAAAUACUGUUUAGCAGGAGUUCAAGAAAUGUUGUUAUACUAUACCAGAAAGAUGGAAAAGAUAGAUAGAUGCUCUCAUCUAUUCUUGAAGAUACUUCUACUGUUUUGAUCUCAAAUCUUAGGCAUGACUCAUGGUCAGAUGCUUCAUUCUUUCCCUUCCCCCAUUCCAGUGUUGUUUCUGCAUUGCUUUCUCCAGAUUGCGUGCGGGACAGAACCGAGAGAAUCUGUGAGCGGAAGUUAGACGGUAACAACAAUGUCAGGGUUGGUUCGGAAAUGAAUGGCUCAGAUUUGGUUGAAGUGAUGAAUGUUUAUUAUUGUAUUCUUUUUGUCGUCUUUUGUUCUGUUUUGUACUUUGUCAUGUAAGCACAGAUAUAAAUAAACAUAAUCUUGUAUUUAGCCGAGUAAGUGUGAGAUUAAUUAAGACUCAUGAUUUGGAUU